AUGCUCAACACAGAGACCACCGGCGAUCCACCAGACGCAACUGAGAUAGUGGAAGAGACCACAGAGGGUGAGGAGAUCAAUCGAGAUCCCAGGCUCUUGCCCAACCUCACCCUGGGAUACAACAUCUAUGACACCUAUUUUGAUGAGCGAAUUACUUCUGAUGCCAUGAUAGACCUCCUAGCUGGCGGGGGAAACGAUAUUCCUAACUACAGCUGUGGAAGGCGGAAUCAGCCUUUGGCUGUUCUUGAAGGGGCUGAAUCUGACCUCUCCAUCCAAAUUUCAGCCACCUCACGCAUCUACAAAAUCCCCCAGACUGUGCCUCGUGCCAGGUGCACCGAAAGCUGUCAACCUGGAUACAUGAAGAUGAUACAGGAAGGACAACCACCUUGCUGCUAUGCUUGUUCUCCAUGUGCAGAAGAGACAAUCUCCACUCAGGAAGAUGCAGACCAUUGCCAGAAGUGUCCUGAAGAUCAGUAUCCAAACAAGGACCGAGAUCAAUGUAUCCCCAAAGUGAUAACCUUCUUGUCCUAUGAAGAACCUAUGGGGAUCGUCCUAACAUCCUUUGCCUUAUAUUUGUCCGUCACCACAGCUUUUGUGUUAGGCAUCUUCAUUAAAUACAUAGCAACUCCAGUAGUCAAAGCCAACAACCGGGACCUCUCCUUCAUUCUCCUGGUUUCCCUCUUGCUUUCUUUUUUAUCCUCUUUUCUGUUCAUUGGUCAGCCUGGGAAGAUGACCUGCCUUCUCCGACAAACAGCCUUCAGCAUCAUUUUCUCAGUUGCUGUCUCUUCUUUGUUGGCAAAAACCAUCACUGUGGUGGUCGCAUUCAUGGCCACCAAACCAGGGGGAAAGACGAGGAGAUGGCUGGGGAAGCAUUUGUCCAUCUCCAUUGUCUUUUGCUGUUCUAGUGUUCAGCUUGGCAUUUGCACCGUCUGCCUGGGGAUCUCUCCACCCUUCCUGGACUCUGACAUGCACUCUCAGCUUGGACAGAUUAUCUUGCAAUGUAAUGAAGGGCCUGCUGCCAUUUUUUAUACUGCCCUUGGCUACAUGGGGUUCCUGGCUGCCAUCUGUUUCACAGUGGCUUUCCCUGCCAGAAAGCUGCCUGGGGCCUUCAAUGAAGCCAAACUGAUCACCUUCAGUAUGCUGGUCUUUUGCAGUGUCUGGGUGUCCUUUGUGCCCGCCUAUCUGAGCACAAAGGGAAAAUACAUGGUGGCUGUUCAGGUCUUCUCCAUCUUGGCCUCCAGUGCCGGGUUACUGGGCUGCAUCUUUCUUCCCAAAUGCUACAUUAUUAUGUUGAGACCUGAUCUGAAUUCAAGGGAACAUCUAAAGUCAAAAACUAAGGAUGACAUCUGA
Molecule: messenger RNA, 1350 nt
Organism: Hemicordylus capensis (graceful crag lizard)
Lineage: Eukaryota; Metazoa; Chordata; Lepidosauria; Squamata; Cordylidae
Product: vomeronasal type-2 receptor 26-like
Exons: 4
Coding region: 1-1350 (449 amino acids)
Biological process (GO): G protein-coupled receptor signaling pathway
Cellular component (GO): membrane
Molecular function (GO): G protein-coupled receptor activity
Source: RefSeq, a predicted model, not a curated record